Molecule: messenger RNA, 1386 nt
Organism: Alternaria burnsii
Lineage: Eukaryota; Fungi; Ascomycota; Dothideomycetes; Pleosporales; Pleosporaceae
Exons: 2
Coding region: 1-1386 (461 amino acids)
Source: RefSeq, a predicted model, not a curated record
AUGCCUGCUGAACGUCGAACCUUUACUUCGACCAGACCGGUCAAGACCGAACGCACUCAUGAAGAGAACCAGGAGCGUGCUUACAUUGCUGCCUCGCGCCGCAGUGACCGUAGUCUAGAGGCUCGCAUUGAGUCGGCACGCAGGGCUUCAGAGAUCCAUAAGAAGCGUACUGGCCGUGCUUUGCGUGUGACUGAACAGGAUGUCAUCAAUGAAGAGAUGUACGAAGAGGAGGACGAUGAUCUGCCCACCCAGUACCAACGCUUGAAUGCGCAUCUGCACACUACCUCUGUCAUGUUUAACAAGAAGCUCCAUGAUUACAUUGCGACACAGCACGGUGUCCGAAACAUGUUCAUGUCGCAGUACCAAAACCAAGGCCCGGCGUUCCCCCAGUUUGGUCAACAGUAUCCAGCCAAUGGUGCUUCGCUUCCACAGUCAAACAACUGGCUGAACCCUUCCAUGCUACCACCACAACAAUUCACACCAGCUUCUCCUCAGAGUUUCCAGCAAGCGCAGCCGUUCAGCCCGACUUCUACUCAACCACAACAGGGCUACCGCCAGUCACCGUACCACAUUCCUCAGCGGACCCAGUCUCACCAGCGCGCUCUUUCGAUUCAACUGCCUCACGGCCUACCGCACUUUGAUCCAUCAGCUCAGCCGGCAAGUGCAGGUACCACGACGCCACAGACCGAGCUUAACCGAAGACUGUCUCUACCACCGCAAGCUUUCCAGCAAUCAAACCAAACAGUAGAACGACCAACGCGCCCUUCGCUAUCGCGUUCGCCUACUGCGCAUUCGCUUCAAAAUCGCCAGUCAUCUUCACCACAGACUGCUUCGCCAAAUGCGGUUUCAGUCCAUGACGCUGCAACUGCUCAAAGCGACCCUAACACGCCUACUUCCUAUUCUUACAGCCCAACGAACUACCCACACAGUUCGCAAGCACUUAACUCAAACCCUUUGACCUUGUCCAUGCCACCUGAGUCACAGCAGUUCUUAGGUUCCGUCCUCGAUCAGAACGAUCCUCGCACUGCUAUCUUCAUGGCUGGUAGCGACAAUCUUCCUCAGCCAUUUGCUCCAACCUACACAUACAACCCCAACAAGGUUACACGGACACCGAGCAGCGCAAGCAUAUCAGAGAAUGCUACUGGUUCCGCUCAGACUCUAUCCUCAGGCCUUAAUCUGAAGACUGAGCCCGUCUCUGAUACCACAUCAUUAUCAAUGCCGAGCGCUAUAUCCGAUGGAUUCUAUUCUAACGAUUCGUUCUUGACACCUGGCAAUGGUGACUACAGUGCCUUCUUCGACUUCCAAGGCGGCGAUUUUACACAGUCCUUCGAUGACCAGUCCGCGAACGACCAAGACAACGGCAAUAGCCUUGUCAACUGGGACUAG